Molecule: messenger RNA, 1119 nt
Organism: Homalodisca vitripennis (glassy-winged sharpshooter)
Lineage: Eukaryota; Metazoa; Arthropoda; Insecta; Hemiptera; Cicadellidae
Product: piggyBac transposable element-derived protein 4-like
Exons: 3
Coding region: 1-1119 (372 amino acids)
Source: RefSeq, a predicted model, not a curated record
AUGGCUGCAACUCCAGAUGAUGAUGAGUCAGAUAAAGAGGAUUUGGAGCGUCCAUUUGAGGAGCAUCGCCAUAUUGAUAAUCUCACAGAGACAAUAGAAGCCGUCAUUGCAGGGGCAGGCGUCAUUGGAGAUGGAGAAGAAGAUGUUGAUGAAGAAAUGGGAGCUAAUUCAGAAGUGGAUUUCGAUGCCGAAGUUAGAAAUGAUAUUGUAAUGAUGUGCGACUCUGGCACAAAAUAUAUGGUAGAUGCUAUGCCUUACUUGGGUAAAGGGACAACUCCUCGUAAUAUUCCACAAACUAUGUACUUUGUGAAAGAACUGACAAGAACCAUCUACGGAUCCAAUCGAAAUGUUACGAUGGAUAAUUGGUUUACAACUGUUCCACUAGCCUCAGAUCUCCUAGCACCACCAAUAAAUCUCACUUUGGUGGGAACUGUUCGGAGAUGUAAACCAGAAAUCCCGCCUGAAAUGAAAGACCCUGGAACCCGGAAAGUUGGAAGCUCAAUGUUCUGUUUUGAUGGACAUAAGACCAUGGUAUCUUUUAAGGCUAAGAAGAAGAAGGUGGUUUUAUUACUUUCAACUUGCCAUGAUCAGCCAAUGAUAAAUCCACUCAGUAACAAGCCUGAAAUUAUAGAAUGCUACAACUCCACAAAAGGAGCCGUGGACACUCUCGAUCAAAUGUGUGGUCAAAUGUCUUGUAGCAGGAAGACAAAGAGGUGGCCCUUGUGUAUAUUCUAUGGAAUGAUAAACAUCAUGAUCGUAAAUUCCUACGUCAUUUACGUUCACAACAAAACUUCUAAGGGAGAAAAACCUCUUUCUAGACGUGACUUCGCCAAGGAACUGCACAAUGAGCUCGUCAAACCAUGGUUGGAGCGCCGCCUGCAAUACCAGUUUUUGGCCCACCCUUUGCGGCAGUCAAUAGCAGCCAUCCUACGUUGUGAGGCUCGAGUAGAUCAACGAGACCAUCCACCAGUACAACAAGAAGCUCCGGGAAGGAAAAUUUGCGGAUUUUGCCCAUCAAAGAAGCGAAGAAUGACAAAGUACUUUUGUGGACGAUGCUCCAAGGCAAUGUGCGGGGAGCACCAGGGGCAAUGGUGUUUUGAGUGUGUUAAAAAGAAGUAG